Macrosiphum euphorbiae (potato aphid) is the source of this 585-nucleotide messenger RNA. The record is from the annotation of a GenBank genome assembly. Lineage: Eukaryota; Metazoa; Arthropoda; Insecta; Hemiptera; Aphididae.
AUGCAAAAUGAAAUAAUAAAAUCACUCACCGAGGUUGAAGCCAGACUUUCCAAAAACUUUGUCAGAUUUGUAAUCAGAGGAAAGAAAUGGAGAGGUGUACCUGUUCUACUUACACCAGUUUUGAAAGAAACAUUAGAUGUAAUAUUAAAUAGAAGAAGUUCUUUUGGUAUUUUGGAGUCAAAUCCUUAUAUUUUUGCUAUUCCUUACACCGUAGACGGAACUUACCGUGGGACAGAUUGUCUACGGAAAUCUGCAGACGCAUGUGGGGCUUCUGAUCCGGAUCAAUUGCGAUCUACUAAGCUACGAAAGCAUAUAGCUACUAUGUCCCAAUUACUGAACCUAUCAAACAGUGACAGAGAACAAUUGACAAACUUUAUGGGCCACGAUUUAGCAAUCCAUAAUGAAUAUUAUCGUUUACCAGAUGAAACAUUACAAAUAAGCAGAGUGAGCAAAAUUUUAUUGACCAUGGAGUCUGGAAAACUGCAUGAGCUUAAGGGAAAAUCUUUAGAAGAGUUCGACCAGUAUACGAUGCCUGUCAAUUUAUCAGACUCUGAAUUAGACGAAGAAACUGUUACAAGUAUUUAA